AUGCCUCCCGCGCAGCUUCAUCCGGGAGCGCCCCAGGUGGUCGCUCCGGCGCCUGCGGUCCCUAUUCAGUCGCCACCGCCUUCGGAGCUGAUGGACGUCGACCCCUCAGCCGGGCCGCCUUCCCAAGCGGUGGCUGUGCAGCCUGUCCUGCAGCCGCUUUCCUUGGGCACCCCCAAGGAGUCUGACACCGCAGCGCCUUGUCCGGCGCCCACUCAGCAGCCGUCGACGCAGCGUCAGGAGACGCUGCCUCUCUUCGUGGGUCCCGACGCCCCGUCGCGUCCAGUACCAGAAGCUGCGCCCGUGGUCACAGGCGUGCACCCUGACCUCGGUUUUCAGUCGGUGUUUCCCGAGGCCCCGCGCAGCCAAUGCUGGGGUGCGGACCGGGGACUGCCACCGACAACAGUCUCAGCCCCGCACAGCCGUUCCCACCGCAACGGCAGCCUGCUUGCUAUAGCCACGUGCCUGCUGCUCAUCGACGCCGCUGGAAGGCUGUACGACGGGCUCACCGACUUCAAGAAAGUCGUCCUACCAGCUGGCCAUCUGACAACCAGGUUUGAGUGA
Molecule: messenger RNA, 561 nt
Organism: Schistocerca nitens (vagrant locust)
Lineage: Eukaryota; Metazoa; Arthropoda; Insecta; Orthoptera; Acrididae
Exons: 2
Coding region: 1-561 (186 amino acids)
Source: RefSeq, a predicted model, not a curated record